UCAGUCUGUUGAACUGCAUCGUUACAAUUAGUUCAUAACGAAGCUUUGGUGAAUUUUGAAUCGCUCAGAACUUAUUGCUGAUAAAAAAAAACUGAAAAUAAUUUGAAAACUUGAAGUAAAAUGACGGAAUAUGUCAAAAUUUCGACCAGCGCUGAAAGUGAAGAGCUCAAAUACAUGUCUGGUUUUGGUAAUCAUUUUGAAUCUGAGCAUCCGGAGUUCCCAGGCUCGUUGCCUAAGGGCCAGAACAACCCUCAGAGAUGUCCAUACGGACUGUAUGCCGAGCAGUUGUCAGGAUCGGCAUUCACAGCUCCACGUGUCAACAACAAAAGAAGCUACUUGUACCGAGUAAGACCAUCAGUGAUGCAUUACCCUUUCCAAAGGGCAGAUGAAGAAUUGGAAGACCUCAUAGCCUCAAUCGAAGAAAAAGAACCCACUCCUCCCACACAAUUGCGAUGGAAGCCAUUCAAACUGCCAGAAAAAUGUGGAAACAAUCAAAACUUUGUACAGGGGUUGAGGAGAGUGUGUGGCGCUGGUGAUCCGAAGACACGAAGUGGUGCAUGUGUUUACAUCUACUCAUUCAAUCAGCCCAUGAUUGACAGCGCAUUCUACAAUUCAGAUGGUGACUUUUUGAUAGUGCCUCAGAUGGGAAUCCUCAAGAUAACAACUGAGUUCGGCAAAAUGGAAGUCAGACCCAAUGAAAUAGUUGUCAUUCAGAUGGGAAUGAAGUUCCGAGUUGACAGUGAAGGUACAUGCAGAGGAUAUGUGUUAGAAGUGUUCGACGAUCACUUCGCUCUUCCCGACCUGGGACCCAUCGGCUCCAAUGGUCUAGCCAACCCUCAGGACUUCAUGUCUCCAGUUGCCGCCUUUGAAGAUGUACCAAAUGCUCACUUUGAGGUCUUCAAUAAGUUCCAGGGACACUUUUUCAAAACACACCAGGAUCACUCCUGUUUCAACGUGGUAGCCUGGCGUGGAAACUAUAGUCCCUUUAAAUACGACCUCAGCCGUUUCUGCGUCAUCAACUCUGUCAGUUUCGACCAUAUUGACCCCUCCAUAUUCACAGUGCUCACCUGUCAAUCAAAUAGAGUGGGCGCGGCCAUUGCUGAUUUUGUGAUAUUUCCUCCGCGAUGGGCAGUGGCUGAAAACACGUUCAGACCGCCAUAUUACCAUCGAAACUGCAUGAGUGAGUUCAUGGGACUGAUACACGGAGCUUAUGAGGCGAAGGGCGAUGGAUUUCAACCCGGCGGUGCUUCCCUCCACAGCAUGAUGACAGCACAUGGACCAGACGCCGGCUGUUUUGAGGCCGCCUCUAGCCAGUCCCCUCUCCUGCCUCAGAGAGUAGCAGACGACACCAUGUCCUUCAUGUUUGAGUCAUCACUCAGCAUGUCUUGCACCCAGUGGGCCCUGGAUACAUGCGAGGUGCUGGAUCAGAACUACUACAAAUGCUGGCAAUCGUUGAAGUCACAUUUCACACCUGGCCAGAUUUGAAAAGAAAAACAAAACAGAAAUUCAAAAGAUGUAACAGCCAGUUGAAAAAAAAAGCAGAACCAAAAAUCAUCUCAACCUAUGUGCUCUUUUACCGGCAUAUUUAUUAAAAUUUUGCUUUUAGAAAUGAUGAAUCGGAUAACAGUUUUAAAGUUUUUUUUGCUA
Messenger RNA from Symsagittifera roscoffensis, 1647 nucleotides. Its product is annotated as homogentisate 1,2-dioxygenase-like. The transcript has 12 exons. Lineage: Eukaryota; Metazoa; Xenacoelomorpha; Acoela; Convolutidae. Gene Ontology annotation, molecular function: homogentisate 1,2-dioxygenase activity. Gene Ontology annotation, cellular component: cytoplasm. Gene Ontology annotation, biological process: L-phenylalanine catabolic process. Bases 121 to 1485 code for a protein of 454 amino acids. The record is from RefSeq and is a predicted model, not a curated record.